Molecule: messenger RNA, 1901 nt
Organism: Syzygium oleosum
Lineage: Eukaryota; Viridiplantae; Streptophyta; Magnoliopsida; Myrtales; Myrtaceae
Product: probable pectinesterase/pectinesterase inhibitor 12
Exons: 2
Coding region: 94-1728 (544 amino acids)
Biological process (GO): cell wall modification
Molecular function (GO): pectinesterase inhibitor activity; pectinesterase activity
Source: RefSeq, a predicted model, not a curated record
AAAAGCCUCCUCUCUUCUUCUCACCUUCGCAACUUGCCAAAAGCUACUGAAGAAAAAAGCUCUUGCUUCAGCUGGAGCUCCUCUUCUGCUUCCAUGGCUUCUCGCUUCCUAAUGUCACUCUUUGCGCUCUCUGCGAUGUUUCUCUCGGCAACACUCGCUAUCAACACCACCGCCACCUCCUCCUCCUCCUCCUCCUCCUCCUCUUCUUCCACCUCUCUCGCCACCCACAAUCUCUCUUCCAUCAAAUCCUUCUGCUCAAACACACCCUAUCCAGACUCUUGCUUCGACUCCCUAAAGCUCUCCAUCUCCAUCAGCAUUAGCCCCAACAUCCUCACCUACCUCCUCCAAACCCUCGAAGCCGCCAUCUCCGAUGCCGGGAAGCUCUCCAGAAUCCUCCAAACCGCGGGCCGCGGGAACAUUGUGGAGAGACAGAGAGGCACGAUUCAAGACUGCAGGGAGCUGCACCAGAUCACGGUCUCCUCCUUGAAGAGAUCGGUCUCCCGGGUCCGGGACGGCGACGUCCAGAAACUGUCCGACGCGAGGGCCUACCUCGCCGCGGCCCUCACGAACAAGGACACUUGCCUGGAAGGCCUGGAUUCUGCAUCGGGGUCACUGAAGCCACUGCUUGUGAGUUCACUCAUCAGCACUUACAAGCAUGUGAGCAAUUCCCUGUCCAUGCUCCCGAAACCGGCCACCCCGAAAGGAGGAAAAGGCCGCCGUUUGAUGGGCUUUCCGACAUGGCUGUCGCGUAAGGACCGCCGGAUCUUGCAGAGCUCCAGUGACGAGUAUGACCCGAGCGAGGUCAUCACGGUCUCGGCCGACGGGUCAGGGAACUUCACCACCAUCUCCGAUGCCGUCAAUUUUGCUCCUAACAACAGCUAUGGCAGGACAAUCAUAUACGUGACGGAGGGGUUUUAUCAGGAGAAUGUGGAAGUCCCGAGCUACAAGACCAACAUCGUGUUGCUGGGUGACGGAGCCGGCCUCACAAUCAUCUCUGGGAACAGAAGUGUGGGAGAAAAUUGGACCACAUUCAGAUCUGCAACUGUUGCGGUUUCAGCUGACGGCUUCCUUGCCAGGGACAUAACCUUUCAGAACACGGCCGGGCCAGCAAAGCGCCAAGCAGUUGCUCUCCGAAUCAGCGCUGAUUUCGCCGCGCUCUACAGAUGCUCCAUCAAUGCCUACCAGGACACUUUGUAUGUCCACUCCUUCAGGCAAUUCUACAGAGAGUGCGACAUCUCGGGGACCAUCGACUACAUCUUCGGUAACGCGGCGGUCGUCUUCCAAGGUUGCAACAUCAUCUCCAGACAACCUAUGCCCGGCCAGUACACUGUCGUGACUGCCCAAUCCCGAGACACCCCAGACGAGGACACGGGGAUCUCGAUCCAGAACUGCAGCAUCCUGCCCGCAGACGACCUGUCGGCGGCCAUGAAGAGCUACCUCGGGAGGCCAUGGAGGAACUACUCGAGGACCGUGGUCCUUGAGUCCUACAUUGACGGGUUCAUCGACCCGAGAGGGUGGACCGAGUGGUCGGGCGACCAAGGGCUGGACACUCUGUACUAUGGGGAGUAUGAGAACAAUGGACCUGGCUCAGGCACUGACGGCAGAGUCACUUGGCUUGGGUAUCACAUAAUGGACUACUAUGACGCCUCCAACUUCACCGUGUCCGAGUUCAUCACUGGUGACGAGUGGUUGGAGUCCACUGCAUUCCCUUAUGACGAUGGCAUUUGAAGCUUCAUUUUGGUUAAACUUCUAAAUUGCAUUGUAUCUUAGCUUACUCAAAUCACCAUCCAAAAUUGACUGCUCAUUAAGAGCCAUGAAUUACAGGACAGAGAGAAACUCUCUCCUAAGUGUAUACGAGGCCACGUUAUAUGGAAGUUAAUAUUUGAUUGCCAUUAGAGGAA